CGCCGGCAGUGACGCAGAAAUGGCGUGCUCUUCCACCCGGCUCAGUACACGCUUGUUAGCAACUUGUGGCCGUAUUAGCAGCCGUUUCCUUGUUGUUUCCAGCGGACAUGGAGGAGUUCAUCAGGCGACCGUCCGGCAGGCUCACCGGGGAGGGACAACGGCCAGCCUGGGCUCCUGGAGCCGCAGAAAUGUGGUGACAUUGACAGGACUCCCAGGUCUGCGAUGCCCGCAUGAAAUUACCUGCCGCUCUUUCCACUCCAGCUGCAGAGCGGCAAACAAACAGAACCUGUAUGAAAUUUUAGGUGUCUCCCGCAAUGCCUCACAGAAGGAAAUCAAGAAGGCUUACUAUCAGCUGGCAAAGGAAUAUCAUCCAGAUGCCAACCCAGAUGACCCAGAGGCAAAAGAAAAGUUUACCAAACUGGCUGAAGCCUACGAGGUGCUGAGUGAUGAGGUGAGAAGAAAAGAGUAUGACACGUAUGGAGCUGCAGGUUUUGACCCGAGCCGUGCCGGGGCGGGCCAGCAGUACUACAGGGCAGGUGGGGGUGCCAUCGACCCUGAGGAGCUUUUCAGGAAGAUCUUUGGAGAGUUUGCAGGAGACUUUAGGAACAUCAACAACAUGUUUGAGCAACGACCUGAGUAUGUGAUGGAGCUGACGUUUUCCGAGGCAGCCAAAGGUGCAAAUAAGCAGCUGAGAGUGAACAUUGAUGACGUCUGCCCGAGAUGUGAUGGAAAGGGCAACGAGCCGGGCACCAAAGUGUCUCACUGUCACUACUGCAACGGCACAGGAAUGGAGUCCAUCAACACGGGCCCUUUUAUGAUGCGCUCCUUGUGUCGGCGAUGUGGUGGGAAAGGAUCCAUCAUAAACUGUCACUGCGUUAUUUGUCGAGGAUCGGGCAAGACCAAGAAUGAAAAGACGGUCACUGUGCCCGUGCCUACUGGUGUAGAAAACGGUCAGACGGUACGGAUGCCAGUAGGAAGUAAAGAAAUCCUUAUAACUUUUAGGGUCCAGUCGAGCCCGGUGUUUAAACGUACUGGAGCAGACAUCCACUCUGAUGCUUUCAUCUCUGUAGCUCAGGCCAUCCUCGGAGGCACAGCCACAACGCAGGGCCUCUAUGAAACCAUCAGUAUUGCGAUCCCUGCUGGCUGUCAAGCUGACCAGGUGAUCCGGUUACAGGGGAAAGGUAUUCGGAGGAUGAACACCUUCAGUUAUGGGGAUCAUUAUGUUCACAUCAAGAUUAAAGUGCCAACGAAGUUGUCUCGAAGGCAGCGCUCUUCGUUGCUGAGUUAUGCAGAAGAGGAAACGGAUGUCCAGGGUACCGUCAACGGUGUCAGUCCUUCAGCAGCAGGGGGCAGCACCACAUCAGACUCUGGUGGAAAGACCGGGUCAAAGGAGGAGAAAGAAGAGGAGGAAGGCUUCUUUUCCAAACUAAAGAAAAUGUUUAGCUAACACUCAGCUGCAGAUUAGAACUUAAAAUGUGAUAAAGAAAGAAAAUCAGUCAAGUCUGGAAGUCCCUGCCUCCUGCUUGGGAACUGAGCGGAGCAAAAGAACAGACUCUGGUGUUUGUCGUCAUAAACGCAGCCGCACUGCGUUGAAGCAAAAGCUGAACAGGCAGGUUUAUUCUCACCCACUGGUCUAUGGCUGCUCAAGAAGAAAAGAUGCUCAUCAUGGCUGCUCUCUGAAGCAGAGAUGUGUUAUUUUUUACACAGCACCCUUUAUAGGUUGCACUUUUCUUCUAAUGCUCUAAAGACGUUAAUUUUUUUAAUUUAUAUCCCAAA
This is a messenger RNA of Nematolebias whitei (Rio pearlfish), 1776 nucleotides long. RefSeq names its product dnaJ homolog subfamily A member 3, mitochondrial. The coding region runs from base 20 to 1447 and encodes 475 amino acids. The transcript has 12 exons. Lineage: Eukaryota; Metazoa; Chordata; Actinopteri; Cyprinodontiformes; Rivulidae. Gene Ontology annotation, cellular component: mitochondrion. Gene Ontology annotation, biological process: protein folding; response to heat; negative regulation of apoptotic process. Gene Ontology annotation, molecular function: ATP binding; protein kinase binding; heat shock protein binding. The record is from RefSeq and is a predicted model, not a curated record.